This is a messenger RNA of Aureobasidium pullulans EXF-150, 2259 nucleotides long. RefSeq lists its product as uncharacterized. The coding region runs from base 221 to 2131 and encodes 636 amino acids. The transcript is spliced from 3 exons. NCBI's taxonomy places the organism in Eukaryota, Fungi, Ascomycota, Dothideomycetes, Dothideales, Saccotheciaceae. The record is from RefSeq and is a predicted model, not a curated record.
GUGCCGAGAGCCUUGCUUGAACUCCGAGCAGGGCAACCAAGAACGGUGAAUUCGUGCCCGGUAUCUGUCGAAACAACAACAAAUUCGCGCUCACGCGUAAAAGCUCUUCUCUCUUCCUUCUCCUGCACGCGUCCGCCUCUCCCUUCUCACUUUUCAUAAUCUAAAUCAUCACAACAAACUUCUCGCCACCCUUCGCCAUCAUCAGGCGCAAAGCACCACCAUGCCUUCACUCAAACAAAUCACCUGCUCCAUCGAGUUAGGCAGCACACACACAAAAAUCACAGAGUAUGGUGAUGACUACGGCGACGGUCAUGUUACCAGUUAUGUCGCCGUCCCGGCCGAAGAGGUCAACUUCAGCAUCCAUCUCACUUCCAGCGGCUACAUUGCGCCUGGUUUGGCUAUGUUUGUCUACAUGGAUGGCCACUACCAAUGCAACCGUAACAGAAGAGGUCUCGUUGUGCCUGGAGAAAAGGUCAAGCCUGAGCAGUUUGAAGUCGACUUACGCGUGAGACAGAAGGAGUCGAAGCAACCGGAUGGCAGUUUCUUGGGAAGAGAUUGGUCGUUCCAUGGACUUAAUCUUGUGUCUGCCGAUACUGUAGAGGAGACUAGCGACGCUUUCCUCGAGAACCUGGGCACUAUCGAGGUCAUCGUCUUACGUUGCAAGGAUGCUCCUCAGCCUCCUGUCAACGUACCCACUCCCAGAGCUUCUACUGUCGAGGACUCCAUCAGAUCUAGUAGAGAAAACACUUCCAAGCCUACCAGCAGACCUGCGAGUAAGCGACCAUCGACACACUGUACUCGCGUCGAACGGAAGGAGCCAUCCGUAAAAGCUAAGGCGCCUUCCAAGGAACCUUCUACCAAGGAGAAGGUCCCCUCCAAAGUUCCUUCCAAAGUUGAGUCCAAGGCUGCCCCCAAACCUCCCACAGCAAAGACCGAAAGCGAAAUGGGCGGCUUCUUCGGCCUCUUCGACGGAGCCUCAGACGAUCCUAGCAUCCAACCCAAGCCAUACUGGUCAGACUGGAACAAACGCCCUGUUAAUAAUGGUCCUCAUCCCUCCCGCCGCGAUCUCAUGUACAUCGCCCCCGAAGAUCCUCUUCCCUCUGUUCCAAAGGCUGUUGCUCGCAGCAAGCAUGUCGAACAUCAAGUCAAGACAGGCAAAGGCGCACAAUAUCUGCAUCUCUGCGCCCGCCCCGAGUACUUGGACAGUAUGCAGAAGCCUUAUGCUGUGUUUACGUUCAAGUAUCGCAGUAAGAGAGUCAUUGAGAAGAAGUUCAAGAUUGCCAUCAAGGAGGAAGGAGAGCACUUGAAGGCCAAAUUGGCCGAUAUGUCCAAGGAUGAACUUGCAGAGGAGUUGUACAGGUUGCGAAUGGCCAGCAAGGAAAGCAGCAGCAGCAAGAAGACCUCUACCCCCGACAAGGUCCCCACCACCGCAAAGCCUACCUCCCACAAGGCCGCAUCAGCCCAGCCAGAAGCAACCUCAAAGGAUCUUCCUCCUACACAAGGCAAGACCUGGGAAAUGUCCGCCGACAAGACACCCAUAAAGCCGACAUCGAAGGCACCCUCAAAGGUCGCCUCGAAGGCUCCGACUGCUCCCGCCAUGUCCUGGGACGCCACUCCUCAAGCUGACUGGGGCACUGCUCCUGCACCUCAACAGUCCUGGGACACUACCACUCCUCAAGCUGACUGGGGCAGUGCUCCCACACCCCAACAGUCCUGGGACACUACCACUCCUGCCCCUGCAAAGUCAGUCUCUAAACACCCCUCCAAGACACCUUCCAAGACACCCUCCAAGACGCCAUCGCAAAAGACAAAGGAAGCUCCAGGCAGUUUCCCAGCAUCCUCGCACUCGCAAUCCCAAGCAGCCGCAGGAGCAUCAAGCCACCACGCCAGUCACAAGAGCAAGCCUGCCACAAAGGCACCCACCAUCAAGUCCAACAGAGAAGCCGACAAUGCAGCUGCAGCAGGAAACGAUUGGGACCAAGCACCAGCCGCCGCUGCUGGAGACUGGGGACAGACGAACGCAGACCCUUCAGCUUGGGAUACCGCUCCUGCCGGCAAAGCCGGUGAUGCCGCAUGGGGAGGUACUCCUGCAGAUGCAAAGGCAGACAAGGCUGCUUCGUUCACAUGGUAAUGAUUUUCUUUCUCACUCUCACCUUGAAUCAACGAGCCAUGCAAGACUUGAGAAGAAAGAAUUUUGCUGACGAGACAUUCACGUGGAUAAAGGGGAAAUGCACGUAUCGUUAUCUCUAUCAUCGGUGU